Ananas comosus (pineapple) is the source of this 2084-nucleotide messenger RNA. Its product is annotated as probable GTP diphosphokinase CRSH1, chloroplastic. Bases 58 to 1836 code for a protein of 592 amino acids. NCBI's taxonomy places the organism in Eukaryota, Viridiplantae, Streptophyta, Magnoliopsida, Poales, Bromeliaceae. Gene Ontology annotation, molecular function: calcium ion binding. Gene Ontology annotation, biological process: guanosine tetraphosphate metabolic process. The record is from RefSeq and is a predicted model, not a curated record. The transcript has 4 exons.
AGUGCAAAACAGUACCACUACUGCAUCUCCUUCUCCACCCACUCCGCCACCACCGCCAUGGCCACCGCCCCCCACCACCACCACCGCCACCUCCUCCUCCUCCUCCGCCCCAUCCUCAACUCCAAAUCCUCCCCCACCUCCUCCCGCAGCGGUAACCUCAGCCCCAAGAUCCCGUCACCGCCACUUCGCCCUCUCGCUACUACCACUCCCACUACCCACUCUUCUUCCACUCCUCCUUUGAGCUCGCCAAUGGCGACGGGGAUCGAGCAGAGAGGGGGUAGGAUGGUGGCGGAGUUGGUCGGGGCCUUCAAUGAGCUCACGGAGAGGAUGGGUUCGCUUUCCAAUUCGUCUUCCUCCCAACUCCUAUUCAAGUCUCUGAAGCUAUCGAUUCCGCUUCUACAGGCCAUGCCCUUGGCUCUCGAUGGCCGAUCUCGGCUCUCUAGGGCAUUGUCGGUCGCUUUACUCCUCGCAGAUCUCCAGAUGGAUGCUGAAGUUAUUUCAGCCGGUGUACUGAGAGAAGCCUUAGAAGCAGGCGCUCUAACCAUGCACGAAGUGAAAAGCCAGAUUGGAACAGGCACCGCUCAUUUAUUGCACGAGAGCUUGCGAAUGAAACACGUUCCUUCAAAGUUUGAAAUCCUAGAUGAUGAAAAUGCUACUGCACUAAGAAGGUAUUGUCUAACUUACUACGAUAUUCGAGCUGUUAUCAUACAGCUCACCCUAAAACUCGACACAAUGAGGCAUCUUGACUACUUUCCAAAGUACUACCAACAAACAGUUUCUCUUGAGGUCAUGAAAAUAUAUGCCCCUCUUGCUUAUGCUGUGGGAGUCGGAACCUUAUCACUAGAAAUGGAGGAUCUUUCCUUUCGUUACUUAUUCCCCUUCUCAUACCUUUACCUCGAUACUUGGCUGAGAAACCAUGAAACAGAAAAUGAGCCCUUAAUAGACAUUUACAGAAAGCAGCUUCUUGAUUUGCUAAAGGCAGAUGAAGAAUUGAACAAGUUGGUGGGUGAUAUCUCUGUUAAAGGUCGGUUUAAAAGCCGUUUCAGCACAAUGAAGAAGCUACUGAAGGAUGGUCGAAAGCCAGAAGAAGUAAAUGAUCUACUAGGUUUACGGGUAAUUUUAAACCCUAAAUGUGGUGAGGACAUGCACAAAUGGGGAAAUAGGGCUUGCUAUAGGGCCUAUGAAGUUAUCCAAAAUGUGUGGAAAGAAGUACCUGAUAGGACAAAGGAUUAUAUUGCAAGACCCAAAACGAAUGGGUAUAGAAGCUUACAUGUGGCAGUCGAUGUUAGUGAAGAAGGAAAAAUGAGACCUUUGAUGGAGAUUCAGAUACGUACUACUGAGAUGGAUAUGUUGGCUGCUGGUGGAGCUGCUUCUCAUUCUCUCUACAAAGGUGGCCUUACUGAUCCAGGAGAGGCAAAAAGAUUGAAGGCAAUUAUGAUGGCUGCGGCUGAAGUAGCUGCUCUACGCCUUAGAGAUCUACCACCUGGCAAUAAUACAGGAGCAGAGAUCGACUGCAGAAACCGAGUCUUCUGCCUUCUUGAUAAGAAUGGUGAUGGGAGGAUCAGUAUUGAAGAGCUCACUGAAGUCAUGGAAGAGCUUGGAGCUGGAGGUGAAGAUGCAAAGGAACUUAUGCAUCUUCUUGAUGAAAAUAGCGACGGCUCUUUGAGCUCUGAAGAGUUUGAUUUGUUUCAGAGACAGGUUCAAAUGAUGAGAAAUUUAGAGGAUAAAGAUGAACACUACAGAACCAUGUUGGUGGAGAAGCUCGAGACAAUUGACAGUGCUGGUCUCAUUCAAGUUUAUCGCAAGGAGUUGGGUGAUAAGCUAUCUGUCAGCUAAACCCUGCAAAUGUAUUUACAUGAAGAGUAUGCUCACCUUUCUAAUUGUAUAUAAUUUCUUGUAAUUCUUGUAGAUUUUGAUUUUGGAGCAAUGGAUAUGGUAAUUAAAUCUUGUUAUUUGUGGUUAGCUUCCGGCUAUUAGGGCAUGUAACCUAACAUUUGCAGCGGCGGUUUGUAUCUUGUAGCGUCCGUUUGUACCUUGUAAUGCCCAUUAAGUAAAUUUUUUUAAUUACUUAGAUAUUCCAUGUA